GGUAUACCCUCGACCCUCGACAUGGUAUACCCUCGACCCUCGACAUGGUACCCUCGACGAAAAGGGAGACUCGUUACCAGGUAGUGUUGCGAGGGUUAGCUGAGUUGAUGAAGUCAAAUGGACUUUGACAGAGUCUUACACGAAGGAAAAACUCGAAAAGACGAAAAUAUAUUUAAGUAUGAAGCCGGUAGUAAACACGGAAUUAAAGCGUUGAUGGUAAUGGACGAUUUGAGGCGACGAGCGCAGCUAUGCGAUGUGAUAAUCUGUGUGGGGAAGAAAAGAAUACAAACACAUCGUCUAGUCCUAGCUUCAUUCAGUUCGUACUUCCAAGCUAUGUUUACUGGAGGACUCGCUGAAAGUUUUGAAGAUACUGUGACUCUUAAAGACAUUGACAGCGAUGCUGUUCAAAGUCUCGUCGACUUUGCUUACACAGGAAAGCUUGAUAUMACGACGGACAACGUCCAAGCAAUUAUGUACGCUUGYUCACUCUUCCAACUUUCAACACUGCAGCAAGCAUGUUCAGAUUUUCUGCGACGUCAACUUCAUCCCUCAAACUGCCUGGGAAUAAGAUCAUUUGCAGAUGCUCACUCAUGCUCAGGAUUGAGAGAAGCCUCUGAGAAAUUUAUCGAUGAACAYUUUAUUGAUGUUGUACAAAAUGAGGAAUUCUUAGUUCUUCCCAAGGAAGACUUAGCAGUCUUACUCUCCAGUGAACACUUAAAUGUAGAAUGUGAAGAGGAUGUUUAUAAUGCAUUAAUUUCUUGGGUUAAGCAAGAUGUGCAGAACAGAAARGAUUAUUUGUCAGAACUCCUUGUAAAAAUAAGACUUCCACUUCUUUCUCCUCACUUUCUUGUUGACCAAGUUGAAAAAGAAGACCUGAUUUAUCAAGACAUUAAGUGUAGGAAUUUAUUAGAUGAGGCAAAGAAUGUCCAUUUAUUGCCUCACAGAACAGAACCAGASAAAAAGAAUUUUUGUCCUCGGCAUUCUACAAUUGGGGUAGUGUACAGUAUAUGUGGUAUGGACUCGACUGGGCAUUCAGUUAAGAUUGUUGAGAGGUAUGACUUUCAUAGCAACAAGGUUAAACUCAUGAGUCCCACAAAUGUAUCUCGGAGUGGUGUUGGUAUUGGUGUUUUGGAUAAUAAAGUGUAUGCUGUAGGUGGUCAUGAUGGAAGUGCCUAUUUAAACAGUGUGGAAUGCUUUGAUCUUACUACCAAGCAAUGGAAGUUUGUUGCAGCAAUGAACAAUCCACGGAGGUACGUAGCUGUAGGUGUCUUAGGUGGUCUGCUGUAUGCAGUAGGAGGAUACGAUGGAAUCUCUGUGCUUGACUCUGUGGAGGUUUACGACCCUAAACUGGAUCAAUGGAAAUAUACUUCUUCUAUGAAAAACAGAAGAAGACAUGUAGCUGUGGGAGUCUUAAAUUCACAUGACUUAGGAAAAGCAUCUUGUGCAACUACAGCAGGUUACUURUUUGCUGUUGGUGGACAUGAUGGAGUCAAUUAUCUCAAAACAGUAGAACGYUAUGACCCAGAAUCAAAUGAAUGGACAUAUGUUGCUUCUAUGGGGGCACGUAGGGGAGGUGUGGGUGUGGCUACACUUCAUGGGCACCUGUAUGCCACUGGAGGGUAUGAUGGCACAUCUAACCUGAGUACUUCAGAGCGAUACUACCCAGACGAGGAUAGGUGGGCUUUUGUAGCACCAAUGAGUGUAUGUCGUAGUGGACAUGGAGUAAGUGUAGUGACUGGCCUGUUAUAUGCUCUUGGUGGUCAUGAUGGUGUGUCUUAUCGUAACACUGUGGAGUAUUUUGAUCCAAAGAUAGGUGAAUGGAAGGUUACAGGACCAAUGGGAAUGUGCAAGGCAGUGGCAGGCGUGGCUGUUGUUAAAGGAGUCUAAUUCAAUUUCUAGUCACAUCAUCAAAAACUGAAUUGCUUUUUUUCUCUUAAUACAUCAAAGAAACUUUUCAAUAAACCUAUAAAUAAGGACUAUUUKUAAGUGUACUUGAAUGUGAAUAAUUUAUAAUAAAUUGCUUUCAUUGGGGAAAUAUAAAA
Actinia tenebrosa (Australian red waratah sea anemone) is the source of this 2042-nucleotide messenger RNA. RefSeq names its product kelch-like protein 18. Gene Ontology annotation, molecular function: protein binding. Lineage: Eukaryota; Metazoa; Cnidaria; Anthozoa; Actiniaria; Actiniidae. The record is from RefSeq and is a predicted model, not a curated record.